CACACACAGGACAGCUCAGCCAUUUGCUCCACCCAAAGAGGAUAUGCAUGUGGAGCCUGUAGAGUGGCUGAAACUAUCCAACCUGAAUCGCAACUUUUUCCCUGUCCGGGGGUAAAGUCCUGUGCGUGUGUAUGAAAUCACAUGGCAUUUAAAGAAUGCUUCAAAGAUGGCGGUUUGUAGUAACAGAGUGCAGAAAAGUGCAUGUUUGGAGGUGCUAGUACGGGAGCGAUGGCACGCGGUCCUGGCGAGUUUAAGCGACGAGUCGCUGACGCUCAGCUGCGAGGAGACCGCGACAGACACCGGCGUUAACCUGAACGGCAUCACCACCAACGGCUCCUACGACCAACCGGACCCCACGAACAGCCCCAAAGCCGGAGUAAGGACUCCUUUUACGGAUUCCCAAGUGCCCGAAGCGAUUGCGAACCGCAAAAGAUGCGUCAAGGUUAUCAAGCAGGAGGUCGGUGGAUUAGGGAUAAGCAUCAAAGGCGGGAAGGAGAACAAGAUGCCUAUUCUUAUCAGUAAAAUAUUCAGAGGUCUGGCUGCGGAUCAGACUCAAGCGCUCUAUGUAGGGGACGCGAUACUGUCCGUGAACGCGAUCAAUCUGCGGGACGCCACGCACGACGAGGCGGUGCAGGUGCUGAAGAAAGCGGGCAGAGAAGUUAUGCUGGAAGUCAAGUACAUGCGGGAAGCCACGCCAUAUGUGAAAAAAGGGUCACCGGUGUCUGAGAUUGGUUGGGAGACGCCGCCUCCUGAGUCCCCUCGUCUCGGCAGUCCUCACUUCGAUAUCCCCAGCCCCCCCUCGCUGUCCUUACAGGGCGACCGCAGAUACAUCCCCCUCAAAAUGUGCUACAUCACCCACAGUAUGACCGUCCCUGACCCAGAAAAAAGGCAGAUUGAGCUGCACUCCUCUGAUGCCAAGCACACAAUAGUCAUGAGACAUAAAGACACAGCCUCUGCCCAGACCUGGUUCACUCUCAUGCAAACUGCCAUCACAAACCUCACCAGCAAAGUCAUCUGUGAACUCCGAGAACACGUGGGCCGCCAUGGCAUCGCCGGGAGUCCAGAGAUCCGACACCUCGGAUGGCUAGCGGAAAAGACAGAAAGCGAAAGACAGUGCUGGAAGCCGGUACUCGUGAUGUUGACGGAGAAGGACCUGCUGCUGUUUGACAGUAUGCCGCGCAUGAGAGAACACUGGCUCAGCCCGACACACACCUACCCUCUGCUCGCCACACGGCUGGUGCAUUCUGGUCCAGAUAAGGGUUCACCACAGCCUGGUGGCGAGCUGUGCUUUGCUACACGGACGGGAACCAGAUUGGGUAUCGAAGCCCACCUUUUCAGGGCAGAGACCUGCAAGUACCUGUCACUCUGGACCAGACACAUAGUCACUGGCUGCCACGCAGCUGCUGAGAUGAUCAAAGAAGUCACUACCAGUUGCAUGUAUCGGGGUCAGGACUGUCGGUUGGUCAUUCACUAUGAGCGAGGUUUCUCUGUUAUAGCUGAUGGAGAGGACAGCUCUGUGGCACAGCCUCUCUUCAGUUACCCGUUUGAAAAGCUGAAGAUGUCUGCUGAUGAUGGAGUACGGAUCCUCGAUUUGGAUUUCGGCGGGAACGAGGGUGAAAUUCAACUUGACUUGCACUCCUGUCCCAAGCCCAUUGUUUUUAUCCUCCACUCCUUCCUAUCUGCCAAGAUUGCAAGAUUAGGAUUGGUAGCCUGAGAUUGAACUGUUAUAGACUGAAACAGUGACAUGAUUAUUCCAAAAUGCAGAAGGGAAAACCGGAACACAGUGGAACUCGCUAGACUGACCGAGGGCGAUGACGCAGAACUGACGCUGUAGCAAACCGGACCACUGAAUGAUUUUAAAUUACAUUUCAGUAAUGAUAAACUAUGUAUUUUUCAGAGAAAUAUUAAUUAUAGUGAAACAAUUUCACAUUGAUUUCCUAAGAACAAAAAUCUAUGUAAUGAACACUAAUUUGUGAUUGGAACUAAAAAAUACU
This is a messenger RNA of Sinocyclocheilus anshuiensis, 1994 nucleotides long. RefSeq names its product beta-1-syntrophin-like. Gene Ontology annotation, cellular component: dystrophin-associated glycoprotein complex; synapse; intracellular anatomical structure. The record is from RefSeq and is a predicted model, not a curated record. Gene Ontology annotation, molecular function: structural molecule activity; protein binding. NCBI's taxonomy places the organism in Eukaryota, Metazoa, Chordata, Actinopteri, Cypriniformes, Cyprinidae. The transcript is spliced from 7 exons. Bases 167 to 1714 code for a protein of 515 amino acids.